Messenger RNA from Elgaria multicarinata webbii, 1558 nucleotides. RefSeq names its product neuronal vesicle trafficking associated 1 (gene NSG1). Gene Ontology annotation, biological process: clathrin coat assembly; G protein-coupled dopamine receptor signaling pathway; endosomal transport. The record is from RefSeq and is a predicted model, not a curated record. Bases 1 to 558 code for a protein of 185 amino acids. The transcript has 4 exons. Gene Ontology annotation, molecular function: clathrin light chain binding. Gene Ontology annotation, cellular component: endosome; membrane. NCBI's taxonomy places the organism in Eukaryota, Metazoa, Chordata, Lepidosauria, Squamata, Anguidae.
AUGGUGAAGCUGGGAAACACUUUUAGCGAGAAGAGCACAAAGCAGCCCCUCCUGGAAGAUGGAUUUGACACCAUCCCCUUGAUCACGCCCCUGGAUGUCAAUCAACUACAGUUCCCGCCUCCUGAUAAGGUGGUGGUGAAGACAAAAACAGAAUAUGAACCUGAUCGCAAGAAAGGAAAAUUCCGUACUCCUAAAAUAGCUGAGUUCACAGUCAGCAUCACUGAAGGUGUCUCAGAACGGUUUAAGGUAACCGUUUUGGUCCUUUUUGCCCUUGCGUUCCUUACAUGCAUUGUAUUUCUGGUAGUCUACAAGGUUUACAAGUAUGACCAUACCUGUCCAGAAGGUUUCAUUUUCAAGAACAAUCAGUGCAUUCCAGCUGGACUAGAGAACUACUACUCUGAACAAGACUCUAGCGCUAGAGGGAAAUUUUACACGGUCAUAAAUCACUACAACCUGGCCAAACAGACCAUCACACGAUCUGUAUCUCCAUGGAUGACCGUGCUUUCAGAAGAGAAACUUUCUGAGCAGGAGACUGAAGCAGCGCAGAAAUUAGCUUAGAAUGAUUGACCUUGUUGAUUGGAAUGUAUCAAGAGGGCUUUCAUGGAACGUCUCAUUGUUAUGGAUAAUUUAGAGGUUACUCAUAUUUAUGAUGUAAUUGCUUUGGGUUGCUGAAAACUGCUUUGCAUAAAGGAAAAAUACGAAAAUGUAGACCAUUAAUGGCCAAGUGUAUAUCAACAUUGCUUUAGAGCUUUAGCACCAUUUUCUCUUGUAAUAAAAUGAACUUAAGUACAUUCUUGCAAAUUAAAUUUUUCAUUGAGCUAUUCAGGGUUGUUUUUUUUUACAUGCGAGCAUUUUACUAUCUUAUCUGUACUGGUGUUUUGUUUGUUUUAAAUUCAGUUUUGCAAUCUGAGUGUUCAUAGUCAUCAUUAGAAAUUAGGCUGAUUAGCUAUGAGCUCUAUCUAAAAUUGGCUUGCUACUCCAAAAUGAGUACCAAGAAAUAAACUUGGCCUGUUACGGUUCACUAUUCCAGAUAUGUUAAAGUUAAUUAAGUUAUUUGCAACAAGGCAUGCUUGAUUGUUGUUUUGUUAUGGCUGUGAACAUUUCACUGCGUUUCCACUAUGCCUAGAGAAUCCUGUAUAUGGACUUGCACCAAAACACAAAAUAGACACUACAGAGAUGUACGUAUUAAUGAUGGAUAAUUAUGUUUAGUGAGUGUGUAAGAAUGUAAGGCGGAAAAAUAUUCUGAUGAGUAGUGGAGCCCUAUGGAAUAAAUAGUCGGAAAACCUUUCAUUGUAGAUGUAGCACGCAACAUAAUUUGUGCAACAAGGAAAGGAGGAGUAAUUUUGUGAGAAUUUUCUCUUUUUGUACAACAUUAAAACAUUUCCCUUUUUAUAUGUUGCAAAAUGGUUUUUUGUUAGCAGCACCCUUUGGCAUUUUCUAACCUUUAAAUAUGAAAGCUGCAAUCCUAAGCAUAUUUACCAGGAAAUCGAUUCCACUGAACGCAGUGGGGCAUUCACAUAAACAUCUAUAGAACUGGUGAAAGGGAGAAAAUGCAUUA